Molecule: messenger RNA, 884 nt
Organism: Phoenix dactylifera (date palm)
Lineage: Eukaryota; Viridiplantae; Streptophyta; Magnoliopsida; Arecales; Arecaceae
Product: putative aquaporin TIP5-1
Biological process (GO): water transport; transmembrane transport
Cellular component (GO): membrane
Molecular function (GO): water channel activity
Source: RefSeq, a predicted model, not a curated record
AUGACUGUCCGAAGUCAGUUCAAGCAGUCCCUCUCUCUCCCUGCCCUCCGCUCAUAUCUCGCCGAGUUCCUUUCCACCUUUAUCUUCGUCUUCGCCGCCGUCGGCUCCACCAUCUCUGCCCGAAUGCUAUCUCCGAACGUGACAUCGGAGGCGUCGUCCCUGGUUGCGACGGCAGUGGCGCAAGGCUUCGCGCUCUUCGCAACGGUGUAUAUCGCCGCCCACCCCUCCGGCGGCCACGUAAACCCCGCCGUCACCUUCGGCUUCGCCGUCGCCGGCCACGUCAGCGUCCCGACCGCCAUCUUCUACUGGAUCUCUCAGUUGGUGGGCUCCACCCUCGCCUGCCUCGUCCUCCGUGUCGCCUCCGCAGGCCAGGCGAUUCCGACGACGGGGAUAGCCACGGAGAUGACAGGAUUAGGAGGGGCAAUUUUGGAAAGCGUGACGACGUUCGCCCUGGUGUACACCGUGUACGUGGCCUCCGACCAGAGGGGGAACAGGACGUCCGCCGGUUCGGCAGUGGGGCCCCUGGCGGUUGGAAUGGUGGCGGGCGCGUGCGUCCUGGCGACCGGCUCGCUCACGGGCGGCUCCAUGAAUCCGGCCCGGUCCUUCGGACCGGCCGUCAUCAGUGGGGACUUCAAGAACCACGGGGUCUACUGGGUGGGCCCUCUGAUCGGUGCGGCCCUGGCCGCGCUGGUCCACCAGAAUCUCGUGUACCCGUCUCUCUCUUCUGCUUCUGAUUCCGGGCACGAAGAAGCCGUAGUGGUUUGAGAGGGCGUUUUUCCUGCAACUAUUUUUUUAAUUUUUUUGUACUCAGUUUGAUAUACAUGUAAUUGUAAUUUCCCACCAGGUAUUUUUUCCUUGGCUUAAUUCAAAUUAAUAUUGCUUAG